UAGCAUGCCCCCCUGACUGUCAUUGUCACAAGUUACUGACACAAAAGUGCCACAGUGACGUAGUGCACAAAAACAAAUAUCAAUAUUGUUUUUGUAAACUUUCUCCAAACUCUGAACGAAUUGAUGCGUGAUAUUUAAUGCUGACAGCGUUUGCUACAUUCCCAUUUUCCCCGAUUUUGAAGUGCUAAAUCCACCGCGAUGCCUUCGAACUUUUCACACAAGACUGCUAGUACUACUCCAUUAUUUGAGAAACAUCUCCAUGAAAUCAAUAUGACAUUCAAACGAUCGGACGGAAAAGGGUUGACGAAAAACCAGCUCGCUGGAUUGAGAUACAACAUGAUCUUCAAAAGGGACUGUAAAGUAAUUUUCUAUGCACAUAGUAAUAAUACAGAAGGCAUAAAGGAACAGAUAUUGCUGGGGGCAAGCCCGGACUGUACUGACAUGAUGGGCAGAAGUGCCUUGCAUAUAGCUACUAGUAGGGGGCACAUAGAAGUUGUAAAGUUGUUGCUGGAAAGCGGCGCUGACCCCAAUCGGAGAGACCGACUUUAUAACACCCCACUUCAUUUGGCAGCUUGUAUACACAAUUUUGCGAUUAUUUCGCUGCUUUUAAAAGCAGGCGCGGAUGUGAGACAGCUGGAUGUGCGUGGUAAAAAUCCGUUGCAACUAGCCCAAGGCAAGCUGCAAUUACUGCAGCGCAGCUGGAGGGAAGGAUUGAUAGAGACGAUCCAAGUUCGCUCCGAACUGGAAUCUAUUGUGGAGAUCUUAAAAGAGGUUUUACAAGCGUCGGCUACUACUGACGUGGAUGAACUAAUGAGAAAGCUUUCAUUGAAUGCAGAAACUCCAGAAAGUGUAGAUAAUCAAAUGUCUAAACUACUUAAAGAACUGGAAGGGAUUAAAAUAUUAGAGUAACCCACUUUUAAUUUAUUUAAAUAUUGCUUUACAAUUUAUAAUCACAGAAAUAAGUUUUAAUACUAUGAUGUAACAUUUUUACAUUGUACGAUAAUUUGAGCAAACAAACAAGUGUACAAAUAAAUAAAUAUGGUGAAGAUUUUUGUAACAGAAA
Zophobas morio is the source of this 1063-nucleotide messenger RNA. RefSeq names its product ankyrin repeat domain-containing protein 54-like. The record is from RefSeq and is a predicted model, not a curated record. The coding region runs from base 199 to 909 and encodes 236 amino acids. Lineage: Eukaryota; Metazoa; Arthropoda; Insecta; Coleoptera; Tenebrionidae. The transcript has 2 exons. Gene Ontology annotation, molecular function: protein binding.